Molecule: messenger RNA, 2522 nt
Organism: Aureobasidium vineae
Lineage: Eukaryota; Fungi; Ascomycota; Dothideomycetes; Dothideales; Saccotheciaceae
Source: the annotation of a GenBank genome assembly
UUGACCACGCUUCUGGCGUUUCCAACCACAACAACAACUCUGCGAUCCCGUCUGCGCCUCAGUCUGCGCCGUCCGACGACACUUCCACCAUGGCUGCUACCACACCUACACCUGGUGCCGCCUUCGACAUGUGCAACAACCAAGAUCAAGCUCGUCAAGAUAACGACCCACAGCUCGGCCUCCUCGGUCGCCCUGUGCAGAAGCUUGUUCAACUGAUCAAGGAUCUGGAACAGCUUGGAGUGGAGACACGUAACCUGCCUUUGCCGAAGAUCGUCGUCGUUGGCGACCAGUCUGCUGGAAAGAGCUCUCUCAUUGAGGGUAUCAGCGGUAUCAAGGUCCCUCGUAGUGAUGGCACAUGCACAAGAUGCCCACUAGAGAUCACCUUGUUCUCUUCUGAAGACGCUGCCUGGUCCUGUAAGGUGUCGCUGCAACAGAGAUUCACCUUCGACUCCGAAGCUGACCCCGAUGGCCGCUACGGCAAGUGGCGCGAGGACCACUCCCCGACAACCACUGAGUUUGCCAUCGUCAACAGAAAGGAAGAGCUCGAGGGUGUUCUCAGCCGUGCUCAGCGCGCAACUCUGAACCCUGGCGACAACCCCUUCGAAUAUCUCAACGCACCAUCUUCUAUUGAUGAGAUGCCCAUGAAGGUCGAGUUCUCGCCCAACAAGGUGAUCCUGGCCAUCACGGCACCCGGCCAGCCUAGUCUGUCAUUCAUCGAUCUGCCAGGAGUCAUUCGUCAGAUGACACAAGCUAAAGACAAAUGGCUUGUCAAUCUGGUCGAGAAUUUUGUGGCAGACCACAUCAAGCAGGGAAACUCUCUGAUCCUGCUCGCACGCUCGAUGGAAUCGGAUUUCGCCAACUCAAGCGGAGCCGCGUUGAUCGACCAACACGAAGGUGCUCUUGCCCGUACGAUGGGUUGUCUUACCAAACCUGACCGCUGGCCUCUCGGCAGCAAGACUCAACUCAUUAAGAACGUCCUUCACGGUGACGCAUUUGCCGUUGGCCAUGGGUAUUUCGUCACCAAACAGCCCAACCAACUCGAACUCAAUAACAACAUCUCUGCCGACGAAGCACGCAGAUCGGAAGUUGAGUUCUUUGCUCAGAAUCCAUGGAACACAGAGCUACACGAUUUCCAGGACCGUUUUGGAACUUUUAAGCUUCGUGACACUUUGUCAGUCAAGCUGACCAAGCAGAUUCUUGUUACCUUGCCUAGAAUCACUAGAAUGGUGGAUGCUCGCGUCGAAGAGGUUGAAGCCGAACUCACCGGAUAUCCUGACCCGCCAGAAAACGCCUUGGGUAAAGUGCUCGAGGCAUUAACUACCUUCCGUAUCACGGUCGAGAAGCAUUCUCAAGGUGUUCAUCCCUACAACGAGAUGCACAACUCUCUUAAGGAUCUAGCCAACACCUUCCACGGAAACCUGCAGAAGCUCCGCCCUGGCCUUGUCGUUGCAACUCCCGAGCAGUUUCGCCAAGCCAUUGAGACUCCCACCUUCUCACUACUCUCUGACGAUGACGAAGCAGGCGGUACUCCUUGCCCCAGCUUGGAGAUGUCUAAGUCUAACAAGAAGAGAAGAGCCGAGUUGGACACACCUAUCGCUUCAACUGCAAAGAAGAUCAAAUCCGAUAUCGCUACUACGCCCAGAAACAGUUCCGCUCCUACAACCAACAAGAAGAUGUUCCGCCUCCUCGAGGUACGCGAAACUCUGUGCAAGCUUACGGCUUCGAGCGUUCCCGGCGAGGUUAACCCUCUCGCUGUCGACCAUCUUCGCAAACAGACUCUCGCCGGUUGGGAGCAGCCCAUGCUCGAAUUCAUCAACAGCGUUCAACAAGAAAUUCAGAGCACCUUGGACCAACUGCUCGAAGAGGCUUGUGCCCAAUGGCUCAACACCGCCUUCUUCAGCGAGGCUAGAAAGAUCGUCAAGGCUUUCGUAGCCAACACUAUGCGCAACCAACUACAGCAAGCAAAGCGCGCUUUGGACAUGGAACAACGCAAGCCUCUGACCUUGAACACUGAGGGGUUCAAACACCAUCAUGACAAGGAGCUCCAGAUCUUGCAGGACGGUCGUGCAACUCAGAGACUGGUCGAGAAGCUCGAGAACGCCGACCGUGCCGCCGGCAAGAUCAUGGUCGACCAAACCGAACGCAAGAAGAAGGCCAGAUCCGACACCAAGGCCAGAGCCGAGCUCGGAGACGACCCAUUCGCAGAGGAGAUCAAGGUGAUGGCCAAAGUCAGAGGCUAUCACAAUGUCGCUCUCCUUCGCUUCUUGGACCAUGUCGUCCAAGGUGUUCAGGCCGAGGUUCUCCACGAACUCGAGACCAACCUUAUGCCGCAUCUGAAGGCUGGCUUGGAGGUUGAGACCCGCGAUGCACAGGAGCGCUGCAAGGAGCUNUUGGCCGAAGAUCGCGAGCGCGAGAUCCGUCGCAAGGAGCUGCAGAAGGAGAGGACCAACUUCAUCGAGGCUCAGCGCAAGCUCGCUGCCAUCGGUCAGAUCGGAGAGGACGUUGCUUCGCUGACUGGCAAC